Messenger RNA from Humulus lupulus (European hop), 1345 nucleotides. RefSeq names its product RHOMBOID-like protein 5. Gene Ontology annotation, molecular function: serine-type endopeptidase activity. Bases 334 to 1299 code for a protein of 321 amino acids. The transcript has 5 exons. Gene Ontology annotation, cellular component: membrane. The record is from RefSeq and is a predicted model, not a curated record. Gene Ontology annotation, biological process: proteolysis. Lineage: Eukaryota; Viridiplantae; Streptophyta; Magnoliopsida; Rosales; Cannabaceae.
UUAAUGUUCAUAUCCAAUAAUGUAGGUUGGUUAUUUAUUCAGUGAAAAAAAACCAAUUAAAUAUAUGUAGUAUUGGUCGAUAGUCUCCAUAACCAAUUGUAAAGCUCUCUGAGUACUAUAUAAUAAUCCAUGUGUUUGAAUUUUAUCCAUAUAUAAUGUACAUUAAAGGGACACCGUCUAAUUUCACAACUUGUCAUAGCGGAAAAAGUACCUGAAUUAACUGCCUACCCUGCAAAAGUCUCUCCUUGCCACCCAAAGGACCGCCCUAUUCUCCUCUUCUCUCCCCCUCUCUCUCUCUCUCUCUCUGAUUCUUCCUCGCAGCGUGGAGUCGCUAUGGGGAAGUGGUCGACAUCGCCGCCGGACAUUGAAAAGGGUCAUCAAAAGUCCCGGCCAUCUCAAUCAUCGCGGCCACCACCUCCACCAUCACAGUUUUGUCCACCAACACCUAAGCCAUGGUUCUCUUGGCUGGUACCUCUCAUACUUGUGGCCAACAUUGCCAUGUUUGUCUACAGCAUGUACCUUAACAAUUGCCCUUCAACAAUUGAUGGUGCCGCCGACCAAUGUAUUCUCUAUCAUUAUUUGAAGAGGUUUUCUUUCCAACCCUUUAAAGAAAACCCUCUCCUUGGCCCUUCCACCACCACGCUAAAACAACUAGGGGCCCUGGACCGGAACCUUGUCGUGGAACAUCACCAAGCAUGGCGCCUGUUGUCUUGUAUGUGGCUUCAUGCUGGUGUCGUCCAUUUACUCACCAACAUGUUGAGCCUCAUCUUUAUCGGAAUCCGGCUUGAGCAGGAGUUUGGCUUUUUGAGAAUCGGAGUCUUGUAUGUACUCUCUGGUUUUGGAGGAAGUUUAUUGUCAAGUCUUAAUCUCGAUCCAGCUGAUAGGCCAACCAUAUCAGUUGGCGCAUCCGGUGCUCUUUUUGGAUUGUUGGGAGCCAUGCUCUCUGAGCUUCUCACUAAUUGGACAAUUUAUGCAAACAAGUGUGCAGCCCUGUUGACUCUGGUGCUGAUUAUCAUUCUCAAUUUGGCCUUUGGAUUUCUCCCUAACGUUGACAAUUCAGCUCACAUCGGAGGCUUCAUCGCCGGUUUUCUCCUCGGCUUCAUUCUUCUCAUUCGCCCUCAGUUUGGAUACGUUAGCCGUAAAUACAUUCCUGCAGGGUACAAUCUCAACCGCAAACCAAGACACAAAUGUUAUCAAUACAUCUUGUGGAUAUCGGCUUUGCUAGCCUUACUUCUGGGGUAUGCAUACGGCUUAAUGAAGCUAUAUAGCGGCCGGCCAAUGAAGAAUACUGCUUUGUAGUUCAACAAUAGAAACAGAGAAAUACUUUGACUAAUUUUGUUUCUCA